Messenger RNA from Kogia breviceps (pygmy sperm whale), 654 nucleotides. RefSeq names its product proline rich 20G (gene PRR20G). The record is from RefSeq and is a predicted model, not a curated record. The coding region runs from base 1 to 654 and encodes 217 amino acids. The transcript has 2 exons. Lineage: Eukaryota; Metazoa; Chordata; Mammalia; Artiodactyla; Physeteridae.
AUGCAGGAGCAGAGACCCUCCAAGCGCUUCCGCCCAACGGCCCCCAAUGAAGGUGUUCAUGCCCAGGAGACACGCUGCCCUGGCGCGGAAGGCGGAGACCCUGGGGGGGCAGCCGGACCCCCGCAGCCAGGCCAGCCCUCGAGACCCUUUGCCUAUGUGAACCCCUUGAGAUGUGAGACCCCAGCUUUCGUGGACUCGGCUCGCCUGGCACAGAGAGGCCGAGGCCGCCGCAGGGGAGAGAGCCAGAGGGCUGAAAGACGCCGGGGCCGGGACCCCCGCCUGCAGGAGGGGCCGGGACGCCUGCUGGGGCCAGAUCUGCAUUUGGAGCUGGACGGCGGAGAGCUGCCCGAACAGCCCGCGGAGCCAGAAGCCAGGGAGAGCCCUCUCGCCAGGGCAGCCACGGCGGCCGCGGCACACGGCCACGUGCUGCAGGACCCCGGCCCCGGCAGUGACGCACUUGGGAUGAGCCCCCAGGGGCUGCCCAACGCCUACACCGGGUUCUGGGGUCUCAGGGAGCUCCAGCCUUCCGCCUGCUCCUACGUUGGCUUCAUACCCUCGGGCUCGGCUUUGAUAGUCAUGCAGACACCCUCCGGCACCUAUCUGUAUUCGGUGGCGGCGCCCAGCCCCCACCACAGCCAGCCCCUCUCUCUCUGA